Thlaspi arvense is the source of this 984-nucleotide messenger RNA. NCBI's taxonomy places the organism in Eukaryota, Viridiplantae, Streptophyta, Magnoliopsida, Brassicales, Brassicaceae. The record is from the annotation of a GenBank genome assembly.
AUGGGUCUGUUAGUGACGGAGAUGUUCUUUGUUUCAUUUAGAGACGGAGAGACGAGAGGAAAUGAGAGAAUGGCUGGGGAUUUUUUUUCCGAAAUUCGUGAUGAAUCGCGUGGUUUUGACGAAACGGAAUCGGGCAUAACGAGGAAGACGACGGGAACGAACAACCAUGGAAAAGAAGUGAUCCAGGCAUGGUACAUGGAUGAUAGCCUAGAGGAUCAGAGACUUCCUCACCACAAGGAUCCUAAGGAGUUUAUCUCUUUGGACAAGCUUGCAGAGCUUGGAGUCCUUAGCUGGAGACUUGACGCUGAUAACUAUGAAACCGAUGAGGAACUGAAAAAGAUCCGCGAAUCUCGUGACUUGAAAUGCCAAAUGUUUGAUUUUGAUAAGGCAAGACUCAACUUACGGUGGGUUUACUCAGAAAGAAAUUAUAGCUGCUGUGAGUUGCUUAGAGACAAUUUAGUGAAAGGCUGGGUUUACAAGGAUGACUUUUGUGAGGUUUGCCCUGAGAAGCUUCAAAACUAUGAAGAGAAAGUAAAAAGCUUUUUCGAAGAACAUCUCCACACUGAUGAAGAGAUCCGUUACUGCGUUGCAGGAAGUGGAUACUUUGAUGUAAGGGAUCGCGAUGAAGCGUGGAUUAGAGUUUGGGUAAAGAAAGGUGGUAUGAUAGUGUUGCCUGCUGGAAUAUAUCAUCGCUUCACCGUCGACUCAGACAACUAUAUCAAGGAAGUUGAAAUAUGUUGGUUCAAACAGGCGAUGCGGCUUUUUGUGGGUGAACCGGUGUGGACACCAUACAAUCGUCCACACGACCAUCUUCCUGCAAGGUACAAACAAUGUGCUGUUUUCCCAUUGUUGUCUCAACAAAAGCAUAGACCUUUGUGCUUCUUCUCUUUACGCAAACAUUACAAUAGCAAGAAACUUGGUUUUAUUAACAGGAAAGAUUAUGUUGAUAACUUUGUGAAGAAAGCCAUCAACGCAUCUGCUUAG